Messenger RNA from Chanos chanos (milkfish), 609 nucleotides. It is a transcript of the gene dusp3a, whose product is annotated as dual specificity phosphatase 3a. Bases 1 to 609 code for a protein of 202 amino acids. The transcript has 3 exons. Lineage: Eukaryota; Metazoa; Chordata; Actinopteri; Gonorynchiformes; Chanidae. Gene Ontology annotation, molecular function: MAP kinase phosphatase activity; protein tyrosine/serine/threonine phosphatase activity. Gene Ontology annotation, cellular component: cytoplasm. The record is from RefSeq and is a predicted model, not a curated record. Gene Ontology annotation, biological process: protein dephosphorylation; negative regulation of MAPK cascade.
AUGAAGAAACACCCGAGCCCUGCCAAGGUACCGGUUGAAGUCACUGUGCCAGACAGCGAGGCUACUGUGCAACAACUCAACGAGCUAUUGUCAAACGGCAGCGGGUUCUACAGUUUACCAGCACAACAUUUCAACGAGGUGUAUCCGAGAAUUUACAUCGGGAACGCGUUUGUGGCCCAGAACGUGAUGCGUUUGCAGCGACUCGGGGUCACACACGUACUCAACGUCGCCGAGGGCAACUCCUUCAUGCACGUGAACACCAACGCAGACUUUUACGCAGGAACCGGCAUCACUUACCACGGCAUAAACGCCAACGACACGGAGCAGUUCAACAUCAGUGCCUUCUUUGAGGAGGGUGCAGACUUCAUCGACAAGGCCCUUGCAUACAAAGACGGGAAAGGAAAGGUGUACGUUCACUGUCGGGAGGGGUACAGUCGCUCCCCAACGAUGGUCAUCGCUUACCUCAUGCUCCGCCACAAGAUGGAUGUGCGCGUUGCCGUAGCGACAGUAAGGCACAAGAGAGAGAUCGGGCCCAAUGACGGUUUCCUUCGCCAGCUGUGCCAGCUGAACGAGAACCUGGUGAAGGAGGGCAAGCUGAGGACCAAAUGA